Messenger RNA from Protopterus annectens (West African lungfish), 6714 nucleotides. RefSeq lists its product as uncharacterized. The record is from RefSeq and is a predicted model, not a curated record. Lineage: Eukaryota; Metazoa; Chordata; Ceratodontiformes; Protopteridae. The transcript is spliced from 19 exons. Bases 361 to 3063 code for a protein of 900 amino acids. Gene Ontology annotation, cellular component: extracellular region.
GCUGUGUCUGCAGGCUUCAUACAUCUAUGAAGGAAGAGAGGGUGCUGACCUGACGAGGAACUGCAAUAGCAGCAAUCCGUGACAAGGAUCGAUAGAUGUGAACUGUGUACCACAGAAAGCUUAGCAGCAGCAGCAGCUAGUGCGGGGAACUGCUUGGUAAGGAGCAACGGUGCAUCUCUGCUGUGCAUCACCAAGCUAUCGAUAAAGUUGACCAAAGGAGAGGCAACUGUGAUCUGGGGACAGCAUCUGGUACUGGAGCAUUAAACAAAAUAAGUGGACAAUAUUUGUUUGUAUUUACAUACAGAGGGCAACAGUACACCUGGACCAGAUUACCACAGCGCCUUGAAAAAACUUUAAGCCAUGGAUGUAUUCACGAAGAAGAUAUCAGGACUGCACAUCAAGGACACAGGUGGAAAGUGGAGUCCGUUUGAACAAGAGUUCCUAGAAGCUCAUAAUUCAUAUCGAAGGCUGCACGGAUCUCCACCACUUCAGCUUAGCAGAGAGUUGUGUCACUCCGCUCAGAAAUGGGCAGAUCAUCUGUUGGCUAUCAGAACACUGAAACACAGUGACAGCAGCAAUGGGGAAAAUUUGUUUUACAAAUCCAGCCCUGGUAUGCGUGACAUCUUCGGAAAAGAGCCGGUGGAUAGUUGGUAUGAUGAAAUUCAGAACUAUAACUUUAGUCGUCCGAUGUUUCAGAGUAGUACAGGGCACUUCACUCAGGUGGUUUGGAAAGACUCCUCUGAGGUAGGAGUUGGAAAAGCAACAGAUGGAAAAGGGUUGUUUUUUGUAGUUGCACAAUAUAACCCAGCUGGGAACAUUACAAACCCUGGCUAUUUUGAGAAGAAUGUCCUACGGAAGGGAACUCUACCUUCAAGCAGUAUAGCUGCUGUCAGCAAAAAUGCCAAGGACAGUUCUGCUCAGGAUUCGCUUCCCAAAAGUGGUGGCACUGGAAGCAAGUUUUCUUUGGAUUUUGCAAUAAAAGGUGGACAGUGGAACCAGUUUGAGAAGGAGUUUCUAGAUGCACACAAUGCCUACCGCAAACAACACGGAGCACCACCACUUCAACUCAGCAAAGACCUGUGCAAAUCAUCUCAGAAAUGGGCCGAUCAUCUGCUGGCAAUCCGAACCUUGAAACACAGUCAAUCAGACAUGGGAGAAAACCUCUACUACAAACAGAGUUCUGGCAUUUAUGACAUCUCAGGGAAGGAGCCUGUAGAGAGCUGGUAUAAAGAAAUUGAGAACUAUAAUUUCAGUCGCCCUGGCUUUCAGAGUAACACAGGACACUUCACUCAGGUUGUCUGGAAAGACUCCACUGAAGUAGGCGUUGGAAAAGCAACAGAUGGUAAAGGGCUAUUUUUUGUUGUUGGCCAGUAUAGCCCAGCUGGAAACGUCACGAAUCUUGGUUACUUUGAGAAGAAUGUCUUACAAAAAGGGACACCUCAGUCAAGCUGUGCUGAUACCAGCAGCAAAGGAAUGAAGACUAUUUAUGUUCAAGAUUCACAACCCAAAACUGAUGGUUAUGGGUCCAAAUUUACACUGGACUGUGGUGCAUCAGGGUAUGAUGCGAAACAGUUUGAACAAGAGGUUUUGGAAGCUCACAACGCAUACCGAAAGCAACAUGGAGCACCGCCACUACAUCUCAGCCAUGAGCUGUGUGUAUCCAGCCAGAAGUGGGCAAAUCAUCUACUGUCUCUACAAGCUAUGCAGCACAGUAACUCAGCUCAUGGGGAAAACAUCUGGUACAAAUGGAGCUCAUGUCAAAAGGAUGUAUCAGGGCGUGAGGUGGUCGACAGCUGGUAUAGUGAAAUAAAAGAUUACAACUUUAAACAGCCUGGAUUUCACAACAAAACAGGGCAUUUCACUCAGGUUGUCUGGAAAGAUUCUACAGAACUUGGCAUUGCUAAGGCAACAGAUGGGAAAGGUUUAGUGAUUGCAGUUGCACAGUACAGCCCAGCUGGCAACAUCACCAAUCCUGGAUACUAUGAGAAGAAUGUCCUUCCAAAAGGGACACCAGUAUCUUGCAAUGACACAAGUCCAAGAAUGGCAUCCAUUGGAAACAGCAUGGAGAAAGGAAAACAGUCCUCAGAGACUGACAGUUUUGUCCUGGAGUUUCUGGAAGCUAACAACCAAUAUCGUGCUAAACAUGGUGCUAAACCAUUAAAACUCAACCCUGUAAUAUGUAAAGGUGCUCAAACUUGGGCUGAGCACCUCCUCUCUAUCCAUACACUGAAGCACAGUGAUGCACCAUAUGGUGAGAGCAUAUGGGCAAAAACAGGCAACACACGGAUAACAGUAAAAGGCCAGGAAGUGGCUGACAGUUGGUAUAAAGAAGUCAAAGAGUAUGAUUUCUCCAAACCACAGUACCAGGAAAAUGCAGGGCACUUCACACAGAUGGUAUGGCGAGAAUCAGAGGAAGUGGGAGUUGGCAAAGCUACAGAUGGCAUAGGGAUGGCUGUCAUUGUAGCUCAGUACAAUCCAGCUGGUAACAUCACCAAUCCAGGCUACUUUGAGAAGAAUGUCAGACCACUAGGGACAAAGAUCACAGAUGGAGACCCACAGAUUUCAUUCACUGCAAAAGGAAGCAAAGCUGUUAUUAGAUCUGAAGCAGAAACCAAGGCCUUUUGUAAGGAACUUUUAGAUGCACAUAACAAGUAUCGUUCUCUGCAUGGGGUAAGUCCAUUACGAAUGAAUCCAGACCUAACAAAGGAAGCUCAAAACUGGGCUGAACAUCUAGUAGGCAUCCAGGCAUUGAAGAACAGUAACACUAACUAUGGAGAAAACCUCUGGUACCGCUGGGGGAACUGUAUGAAUCCACCUAAAGGUGCUGAGGUGGCUGAAGCGUGGUACAAUGAAAUUCAGAAGUACAAUUUCAGCACCCCAGUAUUUCAAAGUGGGACAGGCAAUUUUACUCAGAUGGUCUGGAAAUCCUCUACACUGGUGGGAUUUGGCUUUGCUACAGAUGGAAAGGGCAUGUUUAUUGUUGUAGGGUUUUAUGAUCCUCCUGGAAAUAUCUCAAACCCUGGUUAUUUUAAGGACAAUGUCCUGAUGAUGAAGAAGAAAUAAAGUGAAGAAUAAGACUGAUAUCAUAUCUAACACAAUACAGUUCUGAGUCUUAAAAGGAAGAACAUGAAAUAUUUGUCUUCCAAAGAGAGAGAAAAAAUACACACACACACACACACACACACACACACACACACACACACACACACACACAUAUAUAUAUAUAUAUAUAUAUAUAUAUAUAUGUAUAUUUCCUGCUGUGUCUUAGUGUGAUUUUUAUCAUGCCAGCGCUGCAGAGAGAGACUCAUACAUCUUAAAGUCAUCCAUGGAGCAAGAGCAUUGGUAUUUUGCUGUAAAUUAAUGCACUCUGUUGCUGGUUUCUGCCUCUUUUCUGCUGCUUACAGCUAUAGUAUAACUCUAGUAAUGCUUAUCGCUUUGCAAUAUGUAACUCACUGGAUGAGUAAGAAAUGGUUUCGGUACCAUACAGCAUGUAAUAAACCACUGACAUAUAAUAUGGCACUGUAAUAUACAAAGGACUUGAUAUAAUGCAAAAAAGUUACGUAUAAUGCAAGCAACACUGUGCAAAAAGUGCUAUCAAAAGUGCGGGAAUUGUAUGUAAAACAGUAUAACAUAAUCAGGUAUUGUACCAUAUGCGAUAAACUAGUGUGAGUGGCACAACACAAAACAAUGAAAAGAAAAGCUGAGCCAAAUGAUAUUCUUCCUAAAUCUUCUCUGAAUUCAUUUGUCAACAAAUUUUAUAUAUUCAGUUCUGUUUCUGCUGUUCUUAUGAACCCUUGUGUUUUAUGGUGUCAGCUUAUGGCAAAUUACAUUUUAGAAAUUUUUGUAGCUAUUUUCAUCAUCUUACUUAAUUUCCAUUGUUGAUCUGCUACAGAAUUUGGUUAUGAAAUAAUAAACAAGUUUCAAACUGUUCUAAAGUGGUGCUUGCCAUAAAGCUGUGAUUCACAAACAACAAAUAAUUUUACCAAUUGGUCUGCAGAGCAAAAUUAGUGACAGAAUUGGGACCAGUGUUUAAACUACAUAACUGUAACAGUAAAAGCAGUAUUUUGCUAUUUGAACAUAGUUAAUUUUAAGUACAUGUGUAGCAAAUGCAUAUAAUUCUGAUUGAUGCAUACUGUUUGUCAUUCAGUCAGAAACUCUUUUCCAUCAUUACAAAUUGAUUAUAGGUUGCUAAAGUUUAACUAAAACAUUUUAUUUAUUAUUUAAUUACUAAAGCCUGAUCUCAAUUUUGGAAUGCUUUUGGGUAAUCAAAGGGUUAGGGCAGACUUAUGGAAUGUUUUGUAAGUUAUUAAGUUUGAAUCUGCUAAAAGCUAGUUCUGUGAAAGUUUACUGAAUCCUAGUCCUCUGUCCCACCCAGUCAUUGUUUACAUAUUAAAUGUAGGGCCACACUUGACCCCAGAAUAAAAAAAAUACAGUUUGGCCAAAAAGCAUUUGACAAGUCAAAGUAAUAAAGAUUUGUUUUAUGUUUUUAGUAACAAAUAGCAAGUACUUUUCCCCAAAGUGACUUAGUGAUCCUAUGAAUUCUGCUAUGCAAAAAUCUAUGUUUCUGUUUCAGAAUUAAGUUCUUUGUUUGCACAUGAGGAAUUGCAUAGUAAACCAGUCCAUGAUUAAACUUUGCUGGAUAAACACAUGGUGAAGAUUUUAAAUAUUCAUAAAUGUUUAAUACAGUUUUAAACUGGGAAAUAUUAAGUUCCAUAUUACUAGUAGAAGUAAAACUUUCAAUGCUGCAUCUAAACUAUGAUGCAUUUUAAGAUUCAAGAAAAGUUUUAAAAAUCUUAUGAAAAAACAAAAAAAAACCACCUCAAGUUGCAAAUUAAUAUGCCCUCUUGAAAUGCUUUGUGAAAUUAUUAGAGCACUAGUUGACUGUUAAUCAGUAAUCACAUGUUUACUAUAUGGAAUGCAUAUGGCUAUUUGUCAAAGCAAGACCACAAUGUAGUAUGACUAUGCUAAUAGAAAAUGUGACAAUGCCUUGGGAACCAAGAUUUAUUUAAGGGUGUGAAAAGGAAUAUAUUAGUAUUUUAACACAUCUACACAACCAGGAAAGGCUGUGUAGAUAUAUGUUGAAGUUCUGCAAAGACCUAGCUGACUUUCAGGGCUCCUUUUGACAUUUUAGUUUAUUAAGAUGCUUUGGUAUUUUAAAGUACAUAGCUUCGUAUGAGGUUAUUAGGCUAUUGGCCUAGGCCCUUUAUAAGCCUAGCCAUGUUAUACCCUUGUUCCCUUAUUGACCAAGUUGUAUGGUCUAUAUUUGCAGCUGAAGAGCUGAAAUGGAGGUACAGAAUAAUAGGUCAAUCCAUUUUACUGUUAAUCUGUGUUUCAUUCAUGUUACUGUUAAUCUCCUUUUCAAAAUCUUUCCAAAAGUAAAGUACAGUGUAGCUUGGUGAUAAUACAAAAAAAAAAACACAAUAAAAUCUAGUGCACAAGAUCAGGAUGAUUAAUUCGUGAACUGAUACAAAAACAUGAGUUUUAAGACAUGUUCUGAAGAGUUUAAAAAGUUACUGAGGUAGAACCAAGAAACUAAUAUGACAGGGUAGGUUAUGAACUUAAUGGAAAGCAACUGAGUUUUAAGAUUUGAUUUUGAAGAUAUUAAAAAGUCAGUGAGAUGAAGUAAUUGGAAAGUUCAGUAAUAUUUUGGCAAUUAGCCACAAUGUAAAUUUAAGAUAUUUGCCCACUUGCACUUCUAUUGUGUGGAUUUUUACACUUAAACCCUCCCCUUUCAGUCCUGUGUUUAAUCUGAAGUUGAUGUGGAGGAUGCACAGAGUUUGACAGGAUAGCAUCAUGCAAUAGUAGAUAGCCUGUUGUGGUUGCAUUGGAAUGACAGAUUAGAUGUUGUAGAUGAUGUCGGAGUAUAAAUCUGUCGAAGGUUUUUACUGUUCAAACAUUAUAAACUGGGAGUUGUUUUGUAUUGCCUUGAGCUAGAAAGUAGAGGCAGGGCUGAAUAUACCAUUCAUUUUUGGGAGUGGGCUGCAUUAUGUAGGGAUCCUAUAUGCCAUAGAUGAAGUAGUAUUUCAGUGGAGACUGAGACAAUAAGAUUUUAGACACAUUCAUCUUAUUUUUACCGUGAACAUGCAUGCACAGAUGGAGAGUCACACUCACAGCAAUUACAUGGCAUUAAUAUGCAUACCCAUCCACAAAUACAGACAUAUAAGCAAAUCAGAAUUGAACUGUAUUUUUAGGUACAAAUUAUUCAGUUGUACAAAUGUGGUAAAAAUAGCAUCAUGACCAAACUGUGAAUAUCUUGUAAUGUAUAACUUUAGUGACUGUGUUAGAAAGAGGGGCUCAGCUUAGGUAGAUCAUGACUGGUGUUUUUUGUUUCUGUCAAUGCAGAUUACUUUUAGAGGCCCUUCUUUAAGACUCUUAUAGCCUACAUUCCCUUGCUUUAAUAUGAAUAUAUCUGCUGUGAUGCUUAUAAUUCAGGUAAAACUGUAAAUUAUCACUGCUUGUUUUGUUUCAUGGCAUUUUCUGAUGCAUAAAUUGUUCUGCCCUGGAACUUUCAAUAUGGAAGACAUGUAUCAUAUUACUAUAAAAACAUUUUUAUUGUAUUAGCUAAACUUUAUUUUUGUGUUCUAAGAGAUGAAAAUAUUUGCAUAUAAUGUAUGCCGAAAUUUAUGUAAUAUUUCUUUAAAGCCAAAGAGCAGAUUGUCAUCAGAUGACAGGACAAUAGAAAAUGAUCUGUCCAUUAAAGCUUUCAGAAAUGUC